ACCAAUCACUGAAUUUGCUGCCAUUUUCUGUGCCCUCGCUCGCCUGCUAAUGCCCUUCGUAGCAAUGGUGGGCUUCAGCGUCCUUCGGUCUACCGCCGCCUUUGCGGCCAGACUAAACCCAUUUAAACAGGCUAUUUCUAAAGGAAACUUGCUCGCUAGGACAGCAUUGCAGACCGAAAAAGCGGUGGUCCGUUAUGGGAGUGGAAAACAGAUGUUCAUUAUCAGGCCCAGUGAGUUCUACGACAGGAGGUUCCUUCGUUUACUGAGAUUUUACAUCUUGCUUACCGGUAUCCCUGUCGCAAUUGUGGUAACAAGUCUGAAUGUGUUUAUUGGUGAAGCAGAGCUGGCUGAAAUUCCAGAAGAUUAUGUCCCAGAACACUGGGAGUAUUACAAGCACCCCAUUACCAGGUGGAUUAUGCGAAACUUGUACGGCCCGCCUGAGAAGGACUACGAGAAGAUGAUGGCGUUGAUUCAGAUGGAGUCAGAGAAGGCCAACCUGAGGCUGACGCAGCAGGAGGCUCGCAGACAAAUGCGAAAACACGGAGAUGGUCCCUGGUACCACCAGCCCUCCACGGACAAGGAGCUCAUCGACUACAGCUACAAGUCGACUCCAGAUAACUAAUCCAAACUGCGAGUGAAAUCCAGCUGCAGUGCGGGUUGUCUAAACUAUCGGCAGUCUUAAUGCUGGCGAUAGUGUGUAUAUGUAUAAUUUCUCAUUGGCUGAAAUAAAGCCCAUUUCAGUUUAUCUAAA
Messenger RNA from Conger conger (European conger), 751 nucleotides. RefSeq names its product NADH:ubiquinone oxidoreductase subunit B5 (gene ndufb5). The record is from RefSeq and is a predicted model, not a curated record. The transcript has 6 exons. The coding region runs from base 50 to 622 and encodes 190 amino acids. Lineage: Eukaryota; Metazoa; Chordata; Actinopteri; Anguilliformes; Congridae.